This is a messenger RNA of Coniosporium apollinis CBS 100218, 1317 nucleotides long. RefSeq lists its product as uncharacterized. Lineage: Eukaryota; Fungi; Ascomycota; Dothideomycetes. The record is from RefSeq and is a predicted model, not a curated record. The coding region runs from base 1 to 1317 and encodes 438 amino acids. The transcript has a single exon.
AUGCCCAAGACGUUACAAGAAGCCAUUAAAAUCACUCGUGCCUUACGUGUGCGGUACUUGUGGAUUGAUGCACUUUGCAUUAUGCAGGUCAAGGAAGGAGAGAAUGAAGACUGGCACCGCGAAUUUCCCAAUAUGGGCAAGAUAUUUAGGCACUCAUUGUUCACAAUUGCAGCGAGUGGCGCGGAGAGUAGCAGUGUGGGAUGUUUUUACCGGAGAGAAGCAUCCCGUUGGCCGGUGCAAAAUUACUUCCUCGUCGACGAGAACAGACCACCUGGGCCAGACAAUCCUGUGAUACUGGAAGCCACCCUACCAAACUGGAACAUCGCAGUGGAGCACUCGGCACUUGCUAAGCGUGGAUGGGUCUUGCAAGAACGUAUGCUCGCAUCGCGCACGCUGUUCUGGACCGAAGACGGUCUGUUCUGGGAUUGCAGCAAGUUAAAUGCCUCCGAAUACGAGGCCAAGCUGCUGUACUCCAACAGGAAGUUUCCAAUGCUACGUGAACUAGUCGAGAGCGUUAAAGAAUACAAAUACAACAGCAGGUAUGAACAAAAGGUCUGGACCAACGUUCUGGAGGAAUUCUCCCAAAAGGCGCUCACAGUGGUCACGGACAAACUGCCAGCUAUCGCAGGUUUAGGGAGUGAACUCUCUAGACUCACUGGGCAGGAGUUUGAGAUGGGCGUUUGGAAGCACAACUUGGUGCAAGAGCUCGCUUGGGUGGCGGACUUCUCUGUAUUGGGCAAGAGUGUCCCCGUUGAUCCGCAAGCAGCUCGAUUACCGAAAACGCCCUCAUGGUCAUGGGCAUCAACACAUCAGAAGCUGCAUUUCAAGCCUGGGCGCUGGAAUUCGGAAUGUGAAGAACUGGUCACAAUCGACUUAGUGUCCGUUCCAAGCGUUUCGGUCAAUGCGCAACAACUUCGAGUUCGCGGCCGGCUAGGAGAGUUACGUGUUAGGAAGAGGAGGACAAGAAUUGCAUUGUCGUAUGAGCUGGUGUAUCAUCCUACCCGAUGCACAUUCGAGCCAAUCAGAGCUGAACCAGAUGAGGACUCAUAUAACAAGAAGGAAGUUGCAGUGCUGGACACGCUUGCAGACGCGCUUCCUGAGGAGGGCGGAACUAUUAGGUGUCUCCGAUGGAUGAAGUGGAAGGAUAUCCUCAGACGUUCGAGCCUUGAAGAGGAAACACGUUAUCACGAGGUGACCGGUGCCAUGAUUGUGUCGCAGGUUGAUAAGAAAGAGAAUAUCUAUCGCAGAAUAGGCUGGGUGGAAGUCGUGGAUGACGAUUUCUUCAACGAGGAGAACGAGACCAUCAUCCUCGUCUGA